AACCGCACCGGUGGUGUUUGCUUCGGCAGUCGGCAGCUUUCUGAAAGAGUUUGGACAAGAUAGAACACACAGCACAGCUGUCAUAAUAUUAUUUUUUGUUGGAAUUUUCUCUUAGGGUUUUCACUACCCCAGCAGAAAUCAAAAUUCCUUCGAGUAGAUAAAAGCAAAAAAAGAUGCCCGGAACGGUGGAGAAAAUAGUUGCCGAUACCGACAAACACCUGAGCGAUAUUACGGCCAUCGUGUACUCGCAGGAACACAUUUUCACUUCCGGCGGAGAUGGGAAAGUUAAGGUAUGGACCAAAGAACUAUCACUUAAAAAAGAAGUGGCCGUUCACGAGGCCUGGAUCUACGCGAUGGCGGUGGACUCCCUGGGACGGAUAUACACAAGCAGCUGCGACGGUACGAUCCGCUGUCUGCUGAAUCCUCUUCAGUCGGACGACGUGAAGGAACUGCUCAAGUGUAGCGACGAAAUUGAGUCACUGUUCGUCGACACCAAGGAUAAUCUGUGGAGUGGAGACGACAAAGGAAUUGUUACUAUGUGGACGGACCACAAGAUCAAGUUCAAGUUCAAUCUGGUUGAGCAGGUACGCUCGCUGGCAAUUCAGAACAAUCUAAUAUACUCGAUACGAGAUAAUGAUCUGACGAUUACCGAGGUGCUAGAGGGUUCAUCCACUGGCCGAUAUAUAACAAAGGCUAGUGUUCCGGGGAAAAGUCCAGUUGCUCUGUGCGGUAGUUGUUCGAACAACGUCUAUAGUAAUGUAGCGAUCAUUACACGAGACGGCUUAGGAAUCACUUUCAUCAAGAAUAGUAGUAAGGAGCACUUUUCUGUGCAGUGGACCAAAGAAAAAGCACACGAUAUGAUUAUCAACUGCGUGCUGGGAGCAGAUGAUCGUCUGUAUACUGCCGGAUACGAUGGUAUCGUGAAACAAUGGACAAAUCUGGAGAAGGAUCCUAAACUAACGGAAGAAGUAAACCUCAAUAGUGGUUGUCUUAACGUUCUGUGUCUGGGAUCGGAACGAACCGUUGUUUACGUCGGCGGAAGUGAUGGACUGCUUAAGCUGGUGAGGUUUUCCGCCUAGAUCUUUUCUCCUGCGCCGUUAUGUGAAAAGUGCCAUCAAGAGAGCUUUCAUCAACUUUAUCCAAAGCGAAUAUUUUGGUUACGUGCUUGGCUGCGAAUGAGUCUUCUUCAAAGCUUUUGUAUCCUAGCUAUACGGUAAUAGCGUAUCAAAUAGACCAAAGUGGAUCAGGGAUGUUUCGCAGGAAUAUUUUUUUAGUCGAUCGGAUUUCGAACAAUGAUACGAAUAAAAGGUUCGAUACAUUUUUGA
Messenger RNA from Topomyia yanbarensis, 1325 nucleotides. RefSeq lists its product as uncharacterized. The record is from RefSeq and is a predicted model, not a curated record. NCBI's taxonomy places the organism in Eukaryota, Metazoa, Arthropoda, Insecta, Diptera, Culicidae. Bases 174 to 1079 code for a protein of 301 amino acids. The transcript is spliced from 4 exons. Gene Ontology annotation, molecular function: protein binding.